Messenger RNA from Taeniopygia guttata (zebra finch), 4034 nucleotides. It is a transcript of the gene SRRM3, whose product is annotated as serine/arginine repetitive matrix 3. The record is from RefSeq and is a predicted model, not a curated record. NCBI's taxonomy places the organism in Eukaryota, Metazoa, Chordata, Aves, Passeriformes, Estrildidae. Gene Ontology annotation, molecular function: mRNA binding.
CUCCGUGUGCCGGAGCUGUCCAGCACUUCAGCAGGGGCCGCGCCGGGGCCGCGCCGAGGGGCCGCGCCCGGCGGGACCCCCGGGACCCCGGUAACCCCGGUAACCCCGGCACCACCGGCACCUCCGGCACCCCCCGCGGCCCGCAGGGACACAGCGGGGCCGGGCCCGGCGGACGGCGGGGCGAGGCAAUCAUGGCUCUCUACAACAAUGGGGCUGACGUGCCUUCGCCCCAGGAAGCCUCCAAUGGCUUCCCCCAGCCCGGUGCCUCAGGAACGUGGCACAAGGGCGAGGAGGAGGUGAGGCUGGUGGAGCCCAGCAUGGUGAAGAAGGCUCACCGGGAAAUCCUGGACCAUGAGCGCAAGCGGCGGGUGGAGCUGAAGUGCAUGGAGCUGCAGGAGAUGAUGGAGGAGCAGGGGUACUCGGAAGAGGAGAUCCGACAGAAAGUGGGGACCUUUCGGCAAAUGCUGAUGGAGAAGGAGGGUGUGCUCACCAGGGAGGACCAGCACGGGCGCCAAAUCGUGAUAGAAAACCACCACGGGGCGGACGGGGCGGAGUACGAGGUGGAGUACCCUGAGUACGGAGAGGGCUGCCUGCUGCAGUGCGACUGCUCGGCCGAGUGCUACCGCGAGGACAGCGGCCACCGCGAGUACAGGUUGAAAAGGCGCUCGAGCAGCUCCACCUCUCCUCCACCCAAGAAGAAAAAGAAGAAGAAAUCAGGUCACCGCCGGAGCCGCAAAAAGAGGAAACCUGGCUCAGAGCGCAGCUGUGACAGCUCUUCACCCAUCCGCAAGGAAAAGAAAAAGAAGACUGGAAAGAAACACAGACGUGACAGGUCUGAAUCGGGGUCACGAAAAAAGAGAAGACACAGGUCCCGAAGCCCCAAGAACAAACGGAAAGAGAAAAACAAGGAGCGCAAGAGGUCCCGCAGCGAGUCCCCGGCCUGGCGCUCGCACCGCCGCAGCUCCUGCAGCUCCCACAGCGCCUCGCUCUCCUCCGACGACAGCGGCUCUAAAUCCCCGGGCAGGCUGAGCCCCAAGCGCCGGCAGGAUGGCCCCAAGGGCAGCAGCGCCCGCUCCAGCCGCAGCCCGUCCUCGCCCUCGCCGCAGCGCUCGGCCUCGCCGCACCAGAACGGGCACAAGGGCAGCGCCCAGAACGGCCGCCACAGCCACGGCGCCCCGCUGCCGGAGCCCUCGGAUAGGCCAACCUCGGCAUCCUCCUCUCCGCGGGCUCACGGCAGGACGGAGCCGCCGUCCCCCCGCCCCCGGGGGAACCGACACGGCGCCCGCAGCCCCCGGUCGGCCACACCGGAUCGGGCCAAGCACGGCCACCGGCACCGCUCCCGCAGCGCCUCUCCGCCGCCCCGACACCGCGGCCAGAGCAAGGGCCGACCCCCGGGCCCCCGGGAGCCGCCGCCGCUCAGCCCCGCCGGCUACAGCAGCGACUCGGAGGGCUCGGCCGGCUCCCACCCCUACCACCCCCCGGCCGGCCCCGACAGGAACCACGGCGCGCACGGCAAGAAGGUGAAGGAGCGGCACCACCGGGGCCGGCCCAACAACAGCUCGGAGUCGUCGGCCAAGCACUCCCGGCACGCCUCGGAGCGGAGGAAGAGCCCGUCCCCCAGCCCGGGCCAGCGCAGCAGCUCCUGGAGCUCCAGCGGCUCCAUCUCCAAGUCCCGCUCCCGCUCCCGGGAGAAGAGAGCGGCGCGCAGCCGCUCCCGCUCGGCCUCGCCGAAAAAGCCAGCCAGCAGAGAGAAGGACAACGAGCCCCGAACACGCCACGGGGAUCCCGAUCCCGCCCGCCCCCGGCGCCGCUCCCGGAGCUACUCCCCCAUCAGGAAGCGGAGACGCGACUCGCCCAGCUUCAUGGAGCCCAGGAGGAUCACCAGCGCUCGCAAGCGUCCCAUCCCCUAUUACCGGCCCAGCCCCUCAUCCUCCAGCUCGCUGAGCACCUACUCGUACAGCCGGAGCCGCAGCCGCAGCUACGGCAGCUCCAGCUCCAGCCGCAGCCGCAGCCGGACUCGCAGCCCCCCCAGCCGCUCCCGCAGCCCCAGCCGCAGCCCCAGCUACAACAGCCGCAGCAGCUCGGAGAGCGCCGGCUUCUGAGCGCCUGAGCUUCUGAGCUUCUCAGCUUCUGACCCCGACAGCCCAGCUCUGCCCCCAGAGCACCGGGGAGGAGGUGGAGAGGAGCCGGGGGAUGCUGAGGAUGGACCUGGCAGCGGGGGAAAGCACGGCCGGGAGCGCCAAUGGGUCCCUGGAACGCCCUGGGAGGGGGUGGUUCCCCCCGCUGCGAGGUGUUUUGGGGUCGGGAUGGGGAAGGGGAGGAUCUCUUCUUAUUACUGCGAGUGCCGGGGUGGGCGGGGAGGGGUGGGCAAGCACAGAGCGAGGGAACAAAUGCUCUGCAGAGACCUUGGGACCUUGUUCCCUUGGCUGGGGACACCCCUGGGGUCCCCCUGUGCUUUUUUUUGGUUUUGUUUGACUGUUUUUUAGCACAAGAGCAUCCCGGGGAGGUGGGGGGGGGGCAGGCUCAGCUGGAGGGUGCGAUGCCAACCAGAGGUGAGCAAUGCCCUUGUUUCCCCCAGCAAAGUUGUCCCCGUGGGAGACAGGGGCUCUGCAAAACAUUUUGGGGUCCCCCCAGACCUGAGCACACGCCGAGCCGUGGAUGAACAAAGCCGGCAGCGCCUGUAAUUCUCUUCCCAAGGGAGGAGAUCCAGGGAAAAACGCUGCUUGUCCAGCUCAGGAGCCGGCCUGGUACCCACCCACCCCACCCCACCCAGUCUGGGGGCACCGAGCUGUCACCCCCGGAGCAGGGAGCUGGGCAGGGGGGGCAUCCAGCCACCCUCUGGCAUGUCCCACCUCUGGGCUGGCAGCCCCCAGCCCCCUCCUGCUCUGGGGAAAAGUGGCUGCUGUUAAACUGAAUUAUGGCAAGAGAGAGGCAGGAGGGUCCCGGGCUUGGCCCUCCGCCCGGAUUUUGCAGGAUUUUUCUGAUUUCCCAAAAAAAAAAAGCACCCCAGGUGCUGAGGACAGCCGUGCCCCCGGGGACAGCUGGAGCAGGAAAAUGGGGGUGCAGGACAAUGGGGGUACAGGACAAUGGGAUGCAGGACAAUGGGGGUGCAGGACAAUGGGGUGCAGGACAAUGGGGGUGCAGGACAAUGGGAAUUCAGGACAAUGGGAAUUCAGGACAAUGGGGGUGCAGGACAAUGGGGUGCAGGACAAUGGGAUGCAGGACAAUGGGGGUGCAGGACAAUGGGAAUUCAGGACAAUGGGAAUUCAGGACAAUGGGGGUGCAGGACAAUGGGGUGCAGGACAAUGGGAUGCAGGACAAUGGGGGUGGCCUGGUGAAGCAGAGGAGCCGAGAGGACAGAGAUGGGAGCAAAAGGGCGCUUUGGGGUCAGCCUCCCAAACCUGGCAUGUCCAGGCUUCACCAGCCCUUGGAGAAAGUCCCAGGAGCUGGGCAGUGCCACCCUUGGCACAGACACCUGAACAAGCAGAGCUGUUAGAAAUGGGGUGAGCAGGUAAGGAGGGGACACAUCGUGGCUCUCCUUGUCCCCAAGUGCCAGCCCCGAGCAGGGUGGCGGCUCUGGAUGCGACUGUGGCAGGAGGAGGAGACAAAGGGUUCUGCUCUUUGGGGAGAUGGAGGACAGAAAUUCCCCCAGCAUCCCCACAAACCCAUCCCAGCAAUUCCCCGGGAUGCUCAGAGCUGAGCCCGGCCCUGCUGGGGUACGGGGAAACCCCCCGACAACACCGAACCCAAGCCAGCAGCGGGGGAACUCCCCAGCGGGGCCGCGGCUCCCAAAAACCCGAGACCCGACUGCAGCGGCGCCGCGGACCAGCCAGCACAUCAGGGAAAAAUUCCAGUCUUCCUCUUUUACAGUCUCUGUCUCCUGCCGCGGAGGGAGCCAACUGGAACAAAUACUCUGUAGAAAUACUUCAGUAUUUUCCUGUCGCGCCUGCGCUCUCUCUCUGGGUUGUGAGUACAGCUGUAGAUGCCGUGAGCUGGUGCAAUUAUAAUAAAUAUACAGUAUAUAUUGUAAAUUA